AUGAAGAGCUACCAUGGGGACCGCAACCAGUCACGGGAACACCCUUGCCACUGCAUCCCAGAGGCCUGUGAGCAACCAAUGGAAUACAUCCACCAUAGCCAGGAAUCUCGCCAGCCAUACCUCCUCAGCCCCAGUGAGCCUUAUUCCUUGGACCACUACUGCUCAUCCCGGAGCUCUGCUGACCCUCUCCUCAGCCUGACUGAACCACUCUCUGCUGCCAGCAGUAGCAGCACCUUUCCUAGGAUGCACCACACACCUCAACAGUACGACUCCUGUGACGAGUGCAUGGCGGCCGCCCAUCCUUCCGGCAAGAUCAACCGGCUGCCCCCCACUCUCCUGGACCAGUUUGAGAAGCAGCUGCCUCUUCACCACGACGGUUUCCACACCCUGCAGUACCAGCGGGCCAGCAGCACAGAACAGCCACGCAGCGAGAGCCCCAGUCGCAUCCGACAUCUUGUCCAUUCUGUCCAGAAGCUCUUUGCCAAGUCACAUUCCCUGGAAGCCCCAUCCAAGCGGGAGUACAACGGCACCAAGAUGGAAGGGCGGGGCACAGAGGGCGGGUACCAUCACCACCACCCUCACCACCACCGCCAGUCACGGCACGGCAAGCGUAGCAAAAGCAAAGACCGCAAGCUGGAUUCCUCAUCCUCUUCGUCCCGCCAUCGGAACAAGAUGAUGGGCUGGUGGAGCUCAGAUGAUAACCUGGACAGUGAUAGCAGCUACAUGGUGUCCGGAAGACAACAUGCUGUUGACCAGAGCACCCAGUACUGUGUGGACACCCCUGAAAGUGCCUUCCGAGACUUGACCUUGAAGGGUCUCAAAAGUGGAGGUGGAGAGGGCAAGUGUUUAGCCUGUGCAGGAAUGUCCAUGUCCUUGGAUGGCCAGACUCUCAAGAGGAGUUCUUGGCAUACCAUGACAGUCAGCCAAGCACGGGAGGCUUAUCCCAGCUCAGGAGGAGGCCCAGAGAAAGCCUUGAUGCUUCAAGAGGCCAAGGCCAAGGAUCGGUCCUAUCAUUAUCUUCAGGUGCCGCAGGAUGAUUGGGGAGGAUACCCAGCAUCGGGGAAGGAUGGUGAGAUCCCCUGUCGACGGAUGCGGAGUGGCAGCUAUAUCAAGGCCAUGGGAGAUGAUGACAGUGGGGACUCCGAUACCAGCACCAAAGUGUCUCCCAAGGAGGUGGCUCGGCGUGAGGGGUACCGCCGUUCAUCCAGCGUAGAUCAGGCCAGAACCAAGUUUGCAAGUAGACACUAUUCUGACUCAUAUAUCUGUAACUGUCCCAGCUGCUGCACACCGCCCCGAAUCCGGCCACGGGGACAAGGGUAUGGACGCUCCUUCACCACCGGGCAGAUCAAUGAUGAGUUGAACCAUCAGUUUGAGGCUGUAUGUGAGUCUGUUUUUGGUGAGGUGGAAUCCCAGGCUGUGGAGGCUUUGGAUCUGCCUGGUUGCUUCCGCAUGCGCAGCCAUAGCUAUCUGCGGGCCAUUCAGGCUGGCUGCUCCCAGGACGAUGACUGCCUCUCUCUCUUCACCAUGGCAACAACCACUCACCAGCCUGGCCAACCUCUCACCAGCAGCAUCCUCAAGCCAAGCACCUCUUUUAGUUACCGGAAAGCUCCACCUGCCCUCCCUUCAGGAAUCAAAGCCAAGCCCCUCAUUGCUGUUACAACCCAAAGCAGCACCGAAUCUACCCAUGACAGUUUCCUGCCCAGAGAGGUCAACAGAAGCCCAUCCUGGGCCAAAGAAGCCACCAAGCACUGCAACUCCACUGAGAGUUUAGAAAGCACCAAGAUCACUGCCAUGUCUCUGGAUCUGCCUUCGGUCCAACCCCGGACUUCCCCCAAACCCUCCACCCUUAUCAUCAGGACGAUUCCAGGGAGGGAAGAGCUAAGAAGUUUGGCUCGCCAGAGGAAAUGGCGCCCAUCUAUUGGAGUUCAGGUGGAAACCAUAUCGGAUUCUGACACUGAAAGCCGAAGCUGUCGAGAGUUCCACUCCAUCGGUGUUCAAGUGGAAGAAGAUAAACGCCGCGCUCGGUUCAAACGGUCCAACAGUGUGACGGCAGGUGUGCAGGCCGACUUAGAGCUUGAAGGCCUGGCUGGGCUGGCGGUGGCCACUGAGGACAAGGCCCUUCAGUUUGGACGUUCCUUCCAGCGGCAUUCCUCCGAGCCCGAGUCCACGCGGCAAUAUUCGGUCUACAAGACAGUUCACACGCAAGGGCAGUGGGCCUAUCGGGAGGACUACCAGAUGCAAUACGAUACGGUGGAAGUACCGCGACAGGAGUCCUGGAUGGACCGAGGCUCACGCAGCCUGCCGGAUUCUGGCCGAGCAUCACCCUGCCACCGGGACGGCGAGUGGUUCAUCAAGUUAUUGCAGGCCGAGGUGGAAAAGAUGGAAGGCUGGUGCCAGCAGAUGGAGCUGGAGGCGGAAGAUUACGAUCUGCCGGAAGAGGUUCUUGAGAAGAUCCGUAGCGCGGUUGGCAGUGCCCAGCUCCUGAUGAGCCAGAAAGUCCAACAGUUUUACCGACUUUGCCAGCAAAAUAUGGAUCCAAAUGCUUUUCCUAUGCCCACUUUCCAGGAUCUAGCUGGAUUCUGGGAUCUCCUGCAGCUCUCAAUUGAGGAUGUCAGCAUGAAGUUUGCCGAACUUCAGCAGCUCAAGGCUAACGGGUGGAAACCCAUCGAGGCCAAGGAGGAAAAGAAGGUGCCUCCACCGAUACCAAAGAAGCCGCCACGCUCCCGGCUGCACCCGGUGAAGGACCGAUCUCUGGACUCUGUGGACCGGCAGAGGCAAGACGCUCGCAAGAGGCUCUUGGCAGCCAAGCGGGCUGCCUCUUUUCGCCAGAGCUCAGCUACUGAGAGUGCCGACAGCAUCGAGAUCUACAUCCCAGAGGCCCAGACCAGACUGUGA
This is a messenger RNA of Python bivittatus (Burmese python), 2895 nucleotides long. It is a transcript of the gene DLGAP3, whose product is annotated as DLG associated protein 3. The record is from RefSeq and is a predicted model, not a curated record. NCBI's taxonomy places the organism in Eukaryota, Metazoa, Chordata, Lepidosauria, Squamata, Pythonidae. Gene Ontology annotation, molecular function: molecular adaptor activity. Gene Ontology annotation, cellular component: glutamatergic synapse; postsynaptic specialization. Gene Ontology annotation, biological process: signaling.